AUGGAUGUUAUUUACGCACAACUUGAGCGACGCGCGCUGAGCCUUCUGGAGCAAUCACACCAACAAUCCUCAGAUGCCAGGGCCAUUAUUAUUCUGGCUGGCCCUCCAGGAUCCGGAAAGUCAACUAUCGCUUCUCAAGUCGUACAGAGAAUCAAUGCCCGCCAUCGAACUCCGAUCGCAAAAAUUCUUCCAAUGGAUGGAUAUCAUUACUCGCGCUCGCAUCUCGACAGUCUUCCAAACCAUGUCGAAGCCCAUGCACGAAGGGGAGCGCAUUGGACAUUUGACGGCCAAGCGGUUCUUGACAUGAUCAAGCAACUACACGCGUCGCGAGAGAGACCAUUCACUACGUUAUACGUGCCGAGCUUCGAUCAUGAGAUAAAAGACCCCGUUCCUGGUGCCAUUGACAUAAGUCCAAAUGUCAAGAUUGUUUUGGUGGAGGGCAAUUGGCUCUUGUACAAUGAGCACCCUUGGAACCAGAUUGUCAAUUAUGCAGACGAUACUUGGUUCGUUGAUGUUGACCCUCAGUUGGCAUUUCGGAGAGUUGCGAAAAGGCAUGUUGCAUCUGGCAUUGAGAAGACACUAGAGGCGGCGAUGGACAGAGCAAGGAACAAUGACAUGAAGAAUGGAGAGGAUAUACGGCGUUGUCUGAUUCAGCCGAUCAUCGAGGUCGAAAGUGUUGAAGACGCGUGA
Messenger RNA from Fusarium odoratissimum NRRL 54006, 690 nucleotides. RefSeq lists its product as uncharacterized. Lineage: Eukaryota; Fungi; Ascomycota; Sordariomycetes; Hypocreales; Nectriaceae. Gene Ontology annotation, cellular component: cytoplasm. Gene Ontology annotation, molecular function: ATP binding; kinase activity. The record is from RefSeq and is a predicted model, not a curated record. Bases 1 to 690 code for a protein of 229 amino acids. The transcript has a single exon.